Messenger RNA from Symbiodinium pilosum, 834 nucleotides. Lineage: Eukaryota; Dinophyceae; Suessiales; Symbiodiniaceae. The record is from the annotation of a GenBank genome assembly.
AUGGCAGAGCUGGGCAACUACAAGGGCGUGAUGCUCUGCAACAGACCCACGGCCUCGGACGCGAAGCUGAAGGAAGCUGCCGUGAGGCCCUUCCGUUCAGCGAUCCCAGCCACUGUCGGGGACGCUCUGGGCCUCUAUCGCAAGAAGGAGGCAAUGCCUGAGGUUAAAAGCCGAGGGCCCAGCGCGGCACUACGGAGACACUGCCGCUGGGUAAAGGAGCUGCAGCAUCAGGUUGCGCAGGAUGCGGCCGCGGCGGAGGAAGCGGAGCGUGGCAAGGAGCUGAAACAGCAGCGGAUGAAGGAGGUGUUUCGGCGGCAGCGCGAAGCGCUACGGCUCCUCAAGCUUGGUGAUGCACGUGCAGAGGAGCUCACCAGCGCCUUGAAUCCCAAGGCAAAGCUGAAGCCUCUCUGGGCCCUUACGGACGCCGAGCGAGAGGACCGGGAGGAGCAGAACGCCGGAGAACUGAUCGAUUUCGCUGAGGCCUUGGACUACGACGAGUACAUCCACGACCUCGAGUUCCGCGAAUGCCUGCAGGCCAUCACAGACCGCGCCAAAAAACUGCACCGCGAGCAGCAGAGCUUCAAGGAUUCCCUCCUGAAGGAGUUCCAGGGGGAGGACGCUGAAGAGGAGCCUUCGGUCCCGGGAUCUCCGGGCCGCGCUGGCAGCAUCGGAACCCCGGCUUCCCUGGACCGACCCGCGUGGGAUGCAGCGCCCGUCUCGGCAGAGGCCUUGGCGGCAAAGCAGCUGACGGACCGCGCAUGGCAGGACGGCCAGCUGAAGGGUGUGCACUCCAAACAGUCUUUGCAGAAGCUGGCUGAGAGGGAGCUUCAUUGA